AUGCUCUGUGCAAAGCUUGUUCCGAAAGUGCUGACGGCGGAGCAAAAAGAAUUGCGACGGUCGAUUUGCGAGGACUUUCUUGAACGAAUUCAGAGUGAAGGACGUGACUGGAUGAAUUCGAUUAUCACGGCAAAUGAAAGCUGGGUAUAUCAAUAUGACCCUGAGACUCGCCGACAGAGCAAACAGUGGGUUGAUAAGGGAGGAGAGCGUCCCACGAAAGCCCGGAUGUCUCGAAGCCAAAUUAAGACAAUGCUCAUCUGUUUCUUCGAUAAAACGGGUAUUGUGCACCGAGAAUUUGUUCCUCAAGGACAAACGGUGACUUCGGUAUUUUACAUUGAAGUUCUUAAGCGAUUGUGUCAAAGAGUGUCUCGUUACUAA
Molecule: messenger RNA, 378 nt
Organism: Sipha flava (yellow sugarcane aphid)
Lineage: Eukaryota; Metazoa; Arthropoda; Insecta; Hemiptera; Aphididae
Exons: 1
Coding region: 1-378 (125 amino acids)
Molecular function (GO): nucleic acid binding
Source: RefSeq, a predicted model, not a curated record